AGUGAAAACAGUGGAUAGAAGAGGAAGGGUCAGGCCACCAGUCUGGCAGUAUUUCAGGGUAAAACAAAUCUUGUGUGGACUUUUUGAAUUGUAGAAGAACUGACAUGAAGGCUAAAUAAAUAAAUUCUUCCAUUAAUGUUUUGGUGAAUCAGAAAGUUCUGAGAAUUUCUCCAUCAUGUCUGAAGGACUCGUUAGAUGAAAAUUAUUUCCAACUUAAUCUCUUCCUGCCAAACUUGAGAGCUGGACGAAUCGUCCUCCAUAAAUGAAGACAGCAGAGAUGAAAGUAAAGCUGCGGGGCGGCCCUCGUGGCCGGGAUGCCGGUGUGUGCCGUGCCAGUCCACUGUGGACGGUGAGGGGUCAGAGGAGGCGACCGAGUGCCGGAGACUGAGAGGAAGCAGUUCCCACCAAACAGGAGAGAUGAACCUCUGCUGGAAUGAGAUCAAACGCAAGUCCCACAACAUUCGGGCACGGCUCGAAGCUUUCUCCGACAACAGCGGGAAGCUGCAGCUCUCUCUGCAGGAGAUCAUAGAAUGGCUGACAGCCAAGGACGAGGAGCUAUCGGAGCAGCUGCCCAUAGGAGGCGACGUUGGGGCCGUCCAGCACCAGAGAGAGUUCCACCAGGCGUUUAUGGAGGAUGUCAAGUCUCGCGGGCCCUUCAUCUACUCGGUUUUGGAGUCAGCCCAGGCCUUUCUGGCUCAGCACCCCUUCCAGGAGCCUGAGGAGACCCUGACCGAUGGAAAAGAGGUGUCUCCACGGCGACGGAUUUUGAACGUGAGCCGAUCUGUGUGGAAGCAGGCGAACGUGGCGAGUGACCUGUGGGAAAAACUGACCGCUCGCUGCGUGGAUCGCCACAGACACAUGGAGAGGACACUGGAGCGCCUUUUGCAGAUCCAGGCAGCCAUGGAGGAGCUGGCGGGGGCCCUGGAGCAGGCAGAGGGCGUGAGGGACGCCUGGGAGCCUGUUGGCGACCUCUUCAUCGACUCGCUGCAGGACCACAUUGACGCCACCAAGCUGUUCAAGGAGGAACUCUCGCAGGUGAAGGAGGGCAUGAAGCAGGUCAAUGAGUUGGCCCACCAGCUGGCAAUCUCUGAUGUCCAUUUGUCGAUGGAGAACGCCCGGGCCCUGGAGCAUCUCAACAGCAGAUGGAAAGUGCUUCAGGGCUCCAUUGAGGAGCGGCUGAAGCAGCUCCAGGAUGCACACAGAGACUUUGGCCCUGGAUCGCAACACUUCCUCUCCAGUUCGGUCCAGGUACCAUGGGAACGAGCCAUCUCCCCAAACAAAGUGCCCUACUACAUUAACCAUCAGGCCCAGACAACAUGCUGGGACCAUCCAAAGAUGACAGAGCUGUACCAGGCGCUGGCGGAUCUGAACAACAUCAAGUUCUCUGCAUACAGAACAGCUAUGAAGCUUCGACGGGUUCAGAAGGCUCUGAGAUUGGACUUGGUGGCGCUGAGCAGCCUGGUGGACGUGUUUCGGGAGCAGGAGCUGCAGCAGGGGGAGCAUGUGAUGGAUGUAGUGGAGGUGAUUCACGGCCUGACUGCCAUGUACGAGAGGCUGGAGGAGCAGAGGUCCAUUCUGGUCAACAUCCCCCUCUGCGUUGAUAUGUGCCUCAACUGGCUGCUCAAUGUUUAUGACAGUGCACGAAACGGCAAAAUGCGAGUUCUCAGCUUCAAAAUGGGACUGGUGAGCUUGUGCAACGCAGACGUCCAGGAGAAGUACAAAUACUUGUUCCAUCAGGUGUCCGGUCCUGGAGGCUUGACUGACCAGCGUCACCUCAGCCUGCUGCUACAUGAAGCCAUCCAGAUCCCCCGCCAGCUGGGCGAAGUCGCAGCUUUCGGCGGCAGCAACACGGAGCCAAGCGUCCGGAGCUGCUUCCGCAUGGCCCCUGGGAAGCCUGCCAUUGAGGUGUCUCAUUUCCUGGAAUGGAUGAGCCUCGAGCCCCAGUCGAUGGUUUGGCUGCCUGUCCUGCACCGUGUAGCUGCUGCAGAGUCCACCAAGCAUCAGGCCAAAUGCUACGUCUGCAAACAAUGCCCCAUUAAGGGUUUCAGGUAUCGCAGUUUGAAGCAGUUCAAUGUGGACAUCUGCCAGACAUGUUUUCUAACCGGCCGCACAAGCAAGGGCAAGAAGCUGCACUACCCCAUCAUGGAGUACUACACCCCAACAACCUCGGGAGAGAAGAUGAGGGACUUCGCUAAGACUCUGAAGAACAAGUUCAGGUCAAAGCAGUACUUUACAAAGCACCCGCAGAGAGGUUACCUGCCUGUGCAAUCUGUACUGGAAGCUGAAAGCUCAGAGACCCCUUGCUCCUCACCCAGGCUGCCCCAUGCAGACACACACAGCAGGAUUGAACACUACGCCAGCAGAUUGGCAGAAAUGGAAAACCAGAAUUGCUCAUUCUUCACGGAUAGCCUGUCUCCAGACGAGAGCCUGGAUGAAGAUCAGUACCUCCUGCGUCACUCCAGCCCAGCCCUGGACCACGAUUCACCCUGCGGGCAGCACAUGCUGCUGGCUCACCUGGAGCAUCAGGACAAGGAGCAGCUCCAAUGCACCCUGGCCCGCCUGGAGAACGAGAACAGGGUGCUGCAGAGCGAGUACAGGCGACUCAAGUGGAAACACGAAGAGGCAGCGGCGCUUCCCAUGCUAACGGAGGCCGGUGAGGGCGGCCCCGGGUCGCCCACAGCGGGAGGGGCGCAGGAUGAGGAGCUGCUGGCGGAGGCGCGGGUGCUGCGGCAGCACAAAACGCGCCUGGAGACCCGGAUGCAGAUCCUGGAGGACCACAACAAACAGCUGGAGUCGCAGCUGCGCCGACUCAGGGAGCUACUGCUACAGCCCAAAGAUGAUUCGGAGGCGAACGGAUCCGAGCUGUCGACGCUCUCCUCUCCGGUGUCGGGAGGCGGGCACCAAGGGGAGCCGCCCAGCAGGGAGACGACCGACACCGAGGCAGCGGGAGAUGAUUUGGAGCGUGAGCAGGACACCGUGCUGCAGCUUCAGGAGGUCAUCGAACAGCUGAGAAACGUCUUCCCCUCCGAGCCGGGCACCACAUCACACAUCUAGCCCUGUGAGGGGCCUACAGAAGCAGAAUGGCAGCCUGAAACGAGGCACGAGGUCAGGCGGCGACGCGUCAGACCCAGCGACUGCCACGGCGACGCCGCCAUUAAGAACUAACCCUCAUCCGGAUCGCUGUGCACUAAAAGCCGUUCUCAUGCAAACUGCCAGAGGCUCACGCUGACGCCCUUUUUGGCCAGGCUGCACUUCAUAAGCUCAGUGACGGCAUGCUAAGGAGCCAGGAGGAAAAUAAUGUUAGCAGAAGGUCAGGGGGUAAAAAAACAACAACAAAAAAAAACGAAAUGCCCAACCAAGACACUGUGCUUACCAGUAUUUGUGUAGUCGUUCAGAGGUGUGAAGCUUUAUAUCAGAUCAGAGCACAAAGUCCAGAAGAAGAACUGGAAAAAUACAAAACUGAAGGGGAAGGAGGAUCACUUGUUUUAGGGCCGUGAUAGACAGAAGAAAAUGAGUACAUUUCAAAGAAAAGAAAAAAAAAGAUUAAUCUCAGAAAUUUUCAACUUCUCAAACUCAGAAAUUUCCAAAAAAAAAUUUUUUACAUUUCAGAGAUCAAUCUCAGAAUUGCUGAGUUCUUUUAUUGGAAAGCUUUGACUUUUCAAACUCAUAUUUCUGUUGUUUUUCAAGAAAAUUUCUGAGACGAAUUUCUGAGUUUUGUCUUGCAAAUUUUUGACUUUUCAAAAUCAAAAAUCUUUUCCGAGGCUUUUCUCAGAAAUGUACUCCUCCUCUUUCUCUCUCCAUCAUGGCUCUAACACGCCAUCGUACUUGCGUGUUUUUUAUGUUUGAAUGUGUUAUCAUGGUUUAGUUUUCAGAUUUUGUUAAUCACAUCAGGGCUCUGCUGACUGAUUUCAUAUCACUAGGAGAUGCAGAUUGGAGCUGGCAGCCCCCAGAAGAGCAGUUUUGUUUUUGUUUGUUUUGUUUUUUUGUGAGAAUGGUGCAUCAUCAUCAGUUGAAUCCAUGAUUUAUUAAAGACUGCCCGAAGUGCCCGCCAGCACAGCGCCUCUGUUUGCACACGCUGAAAAUCGCUCCUCACUCUGCUUGUCGCUCUCGUCUCCUGCCUCUCCUAACGGAGCCCUUCACACAUUUGCUGCUAUACAUUCUCAUUCAGAUUCAACCUGCACUCUGCUUAAAUACACAAAGAGCCUCUGCAUGAUCAAUAACGCGCUGUGCAGAAACACACGCACUUUCAUAAACCUGGAGAUUGAUUUAUUUUUCCCCCCCAAAAUCAUUCAGGCAAAUUAGGUGUUCUGAGCCCAUUUUGUAUUGUUCCUGGAACGCUGCGCUGUUGAGGAAAUGUAUGCCGAUCAGUAUCAGCAUGCAUGCGUCCUCCCAGGGAUCUUAUUGUUUUCAUGCUGUGUGAAGAGAAACUGACAGAAGGAGCUCCAGGCUGAAGCCCUCCCUCUCUCUACUUGGCCAAUUUCAAACACAACAGGGGUCCAGAUGAGGCUGACCGCCAUGACGCACUCCGGCAGCAUCAUUAUCCACAAUGAUCUUUUCAUUCUAUGUAGUUUUAAAAUACUGAUCGCUCUGGAUUGUGCAUUUAUUAUUUCCAUAUAGAAAAGGUUGUGUGAUCAGGAGAGAUGACUUUAUUAUUUAUAAGCCUCAUCAGAGUAUUUAUAUCCCUCCAACUUAUUCAUAUUGGCAGCAAACAAAAAGUGGCUUAUUGGGAAUUUGUGUGAUGGACCAACAGAAAAUAGUGCACAAUUAUGAAGUAGGAGGAAAUAAGUUGGGCUUUUUUUUCCCGAUUAUAAAUGAAAAUUGUCACAUGCAUAUGUUAAAAUCACCCCUUUUAAAUCCAUAAUACGUAUUUUUCGUUACGUUUGAAGAAUGAAGAAGCAAACUUCUUCAUUGCGUUGUGACCUGAGGCAGUUGAGGCGACCGCUAACCAGAUGCUAAUAUACUCUUGCUUUUUGUAACGUCCGUCAUGGGAAAAUGUAAAUUUAUCACAAGUUAACUGGACGACGUUCAUUUUCGCCACGGACUUGCGUGUAUUCAAUCAAGCCCCAAAAAACCUGAAAAUUAGAAAACUUUCUUUUAGUACAGCUAACAUGCUAAAUCUGUACUAGGGCCGUUACAGGGGGAAACAACAGUAGUACAUUUCUGCAAAAAUCUCAGAAAUUUCCUAGAAAAAAAAGGAAAUUUGUAAUGUUUAUAUAAAAAUUUUUCUCCAAAAAGACAUGGAAAUUUUUGGAAAAUUUCUGAUUAAUCACAAAAUUUCUCAGUAGUUGGUGGGAAUUAACUCCUUUUUCUCUAUCUACAAAGCCCUGACGUACCGCAGUGAAAAUCUUGAUUUUACGUUGUUUUUUUGACCCAUUAUUACUUUUGAGUCAACAAUUUUGGCCCACAUGGAAAAAGGUUUGGACUCCCCUGCUUUAGACAGUCAAAUCAUAUCAGAAAGUCUUCAAGUCCAACACUGUAGAAUAAGAAUCUGUAGGAAAAAACUAAAAUUGCAGUUUAAAGACGCUCUCAAUCUAAUCUGAUUAGUAGCUGAUGAAGCAGAGAACAAGAGGCGCUACUUUGUGUUUGACUUUCACAUCAAAUCCCAAUAAAAUCCACAGAACCUUUUAGUUUUUAAGUGACAAGAUGUGAAAAGUUGAGAGGGUGAGAUUGCUUUUUCAAGGCGCUGUAAGUUUCCUGUAAACACGAUUAAUGCCUUAAAAACCUGAAGUGAGUCGGUGUGACGGAGGUUGGUUCUUCUGAACUGUUUUUCAUUUUCAGGACAGGAGGUUGCAUCAGAUGUUUGUGUGUCAGUGUUUGCAAAGGCCUUGCUGCUGAUUGAAAGUGAUGGGACAAGUGGGGAUCGCAGCGUAGCUGAGCACGCAGUCAAACCUGCGACGCUCCGAGGGACCGCAGACCCGAAAGACAUGAAAGGAGGGGAGAAAAAACUAAAACAAAAAGAAUCAUUCCGUUUAUGGCUGGAGGGCCGGUGGGAGAGAUCCACUUUGAUGUGUGAACGAAGCCGGAGCGAAAUGAAUCCACUGCAUUUGUCCAGGACGGACGGAGACAUUCGUGUUGCAGCUGCAGGAGCUCCAACCUCACAAACACGAACCUGAAACCUGAAACCUGUCUGCUGCACUCAUUAUGUUGUCGGACCCCAGGCUCAGCACUCACGUUUGACACCGUCCUCCUCGGUGCCUGUUAGUUUUGAUACUGUUGCUAGGGAACUAUCCCCAAGGACGCAGCUAGAUGGAUGGUUGAUGUGCAGUUCAUAUUACAAAUGCUAAUGGCCUUAAGGGAAGCAAGAGAAAGCUCCUUGUUUCCCAAACACAAGCCACCAUUUCUCCACCUCCACUGGAGCCCGGUGCUGAGGGAAGACAUUAUCGUUACCGAAAUCUUUUCUUUCUUUCUUUGUGCAUCGGCGCAGCUUCAGAGAACAAUGAGCAGAAGCCAUGUUUACUCAUUGUGAUUUAUCUCUGGGUAUUUAUGCAUCUCAUUAAACAAUGAUUACCCAUCACACACGUCAAGAUGCACAAAAAACAUGUAGCAGCGACAAACUGUGAAAAACACGCGGAGGCAUUCAGAACAUGUCAGCUGUUAUUUAUCUUAGUAUCAUAGCGACAUGGCAGUUACAAGACAGACAAGAAAUGGAUAUUUAAUGAAGUUACACCGCUUGUUAGAGAUUGUUUAGAGCGACUCAGACACGGGGAAUCCAGUUACUACGACAACAAUCAGCAUAAUCAGCCGCCAUGCAGCAGAAAUCAAUCAACGAAUUACAAAACGUUUGACGCUGCGUUUCGUUCAGCUUGGAAGUUGAAAUUUGGGUGUGGAAAUGACGCUUCACUCCAUCCUGCUACAACUGCUAAUGUAGGGCGUCCGCCCAUCCUCAACAUCAAUUCAAGGUUUUAAAUUUAUGUUUCCAAAAUUAAGGCCUUAAAAUGUCUUCAGUUCAUUUUAAAACAUCUAAGUUGGCCUUAAAUACGUUAAUCACAGGUCUUAAUUUAUUUACGUUUGUAUUUAUUUUUCUCCUGAAUCGCUUCCGGAUAUUUUCUUUAUGUUCUGUGACUCUGUGAUACACGUGUCAAACUCAUGGCCCGGGGGCCGAGUCCGGCCCGCUGUAGCUAUUUAUGUGGCCCUUUGGACUCCAGAGGGACACAUAAAUAAAACCUUUAACAUAACAGUUUUGUGCUUAAAUUUUAUUUUAUCAAUCAAACCAAAUCACUUUUUAAAUAUGUACAAUGUUAAAUUUCAUUAGUUGCUCUAGUUUGAGUUUCCACCAUCAUGGAAAAUCAUCAGAUCUCUGCACUUUUUUACGAUAACGCUUAAUUAUGAGUUUAUUGAAAAUUUUCCUACAAAAUGGUCAAAAAUUAUGAGUUUAUUGAAAAUUUGUGUGAUACUAACUCCCACCUGCAGGCGGCAGUAUUUCUAAUGAACACUAUAUUACUAUUAUAUUAAGACUCAAAAACACAAAAAUACUUGAGUUUCAGUUUGAAUUGUGCAGAGGUGGAAGAUCUACCGUCAUUACAUUUCCAAAUAAAUCAGAUCCUGAUAUUAGAAAUAACAGAACAAAUCGUGACUUGGUUGAUUUGAUUGUUGUUGUUUUUUGUUUUCUUUUUUCAGUUGAAAGUUUAACUUUUGGGCAUUUUGGGUUAUUUUUCUAAACUUACAGCAUAUAAAUUUCUACUUUAAAGUGCAAAAGGAACACAUCAUCAAACUUUUCUAACUUCCUACAACAGCUAGUUGUACUUCAAUACUCUAGUUACCAUAAAUAAACAGGAACAGAUUCAGCUUUGGUAUUUCUUAUCUCUAUCCUGUUGGUUCUAGUUUCUAGUGCAAACCCUUUAUUAGACUUGAAAUAAGACAAAACUAACUUACAAGUAACUUUUCAGGAUGCUAUAAGAGUUUUAAGUAAAUAAUUCCUUAAUGUUGAUGAAGAACUUCAAGUUCCACUGGCAGAUUAUUUCAUUUAUAAUAAAACAUUUUCUCAUGUUGAAAGUGAAAUAAUCUGCCAAUAGUUCUGGUACUUUAAGUAAUUAUUGGCUUAGAAACGUUACUUGUUAGUUUGUCUUAUUUCAAGAUAUUUGCAUUUGAAACUAGACCAAAGAUUCCUGGUAACGUUGUGUUUUAGUUACAUUAUGCUACAGACACAUAAUGUUUCUUUCUCCACCUGAGAGAAAACACGAUGAUCUGCUGCAUUUUUACUUAUAUUUACAAACUUUUUCUAUUUUAUCUGACCCGUAUCACCUCUACAGACACGCCAACUAACGCUCCAUGUUGCAUGACGGAAACAAAAAACAAAAUCAAGCUCACAUGCGUCAUCAUCAUCAUCAUCAUCAUCACUCUUCGGCCUGAUUCCUCUCUGGUCUGAACACGUUUGUUCAGACUUCACGUAUGUUGUCUAACAUGCAACAGGAUCAUGCAUCACGCAAGUUUCUCCUCACAGAAAAUCCCUGGUUCACGCAGGUGAAAUUAGGUUUUCUUUUGUUUAACUCACCACUAAUAUACCUCAUUAAUCACCUUGAAGUUCAUUGUUUAACGGUUUUGAUUUCCUGUUGUCGUCCAACACUUUGUCCUGGGAGUUUUUAAUCUGUGAGAGGUUUUCUGAGGAGAGGCUUUUUACUGUAAUAACAAGUGGGUUACUGGCUGCUUUCUACUCUUUGUGUACAGAAAUAAAACUUUGUAUUUGGCA
Messenger RNA from Gambusia affinis (western mosquitofish), 8686 nucleotides. RefSeq names its product dystrophin related protein 2 (gene drp2). Gene Ontology annotation, biological process: synaptic signaling. The record is from RefSeq and is a predicted model, not a curated record. Gene Ontology annotation, cellular component: plasma membrane. The transcript is spliced from 26 exons. Lineage: Eukaryota; Metazoa; Chordata; Actinopteri; Cyprinodontiformes; Poeciliidae. Gene Ontology annotation, molecular function: protein binding; zinc ion binding. Bases 418 to 3054 code for a protein of 878 amino acids.